Messenger RNA from Ictalurus furcatus (blue catfish), 1611 nucleotides. It is a transcript of the gene acp5a, whose product is annotated as acid phosphatase 5a, tartrate resistant. The transcript has 6 exons. Bases 546 to 1580 code for a protein of 344 amino acids. The record is from RefSeq and is a predicted model, not a curated record. Gene Ontology annotation, biological process: bone resorption. Lineage: Eukaryota; Metazoa; Chordata; Actinopteri; Siluriformes; Ictaluridae. Gene Ontology annotation, molecular function: acid phosphatase activity; ferric iron binding; ferrous iron binding.
GAGAAAUUCAUAAUACUUCAUGAACAAAAUGGGAAAACGUAUAUAGCUAAAGUGUUGAUGAUUCUGAAUGAUCAGGAUAAAAAGGAAAAAAGAAGAAAUUGUAAUUAUAAUAAGUGUGUGUUAGGUUUAAACAAACCAAGUCCCAGCAGUCUUCCCUCAUUACUUCCCUGAACUGUCACUCAGCUGAGCUAGAGAAUGCUGUGUUAAUGCUGGCGGGUGAUUUAGCUUUAUAAAGUGUUAUUUAUUUUUAUUUUAUUUCAUUAGUGUUUAAUGUCAUAAUCUAGAGGAAAAAAAAACUCAGUAAACUGUGAUAAAAUUCUUGCACUGCGAUUAUAUCUCAUUAUUAGUCAACCUUUGAAUAUACCUUUUUAUCUCAUCGUUCUGAUCUCGUCAGCGUUUUACAGGAGUAUCACGCAGUGUGUGAGAGUGAGAGAGAGAGAGCGCGCGCGAGCGCAGUUGAUUGGAUUCAGCUGUGUGUGAGGACAGAAACAUUUAAAACAAGGAAGUAAAGUGAUGUUUAUGAGGUGUAGAGAGCGCGUGCGGGGAUGAACAGGAAAGCUGUGGCAAGAGACGAGUUGAAGAUGGCUUGUCAGAUGAUCACCAUCCUCCUUAUCACACUUCCUGUUGUCCUUUGCUCCCCUCCUUCAUUUGGUGGCCUGGAAGCUGAAGGCACUAAUCGAUCAUCCAUCCGGUUUCUGGUGGUUGGAGACUGGGGCGGUUUACCCAAUGCACCCUUCAUCACGCCUGUAGAGUGGGCUACAGCACAGGAAAUGGGCCGAACUGCUGAGCAGCUUGGAGCUGACUUUGUUUUAGCCCUUGGUGAUAAUUUUUACUAUAGAGGAGUGACGAGUGUGGAUGACCCCAGGUUUCAGGAGACCUUUGAAAAUGUCUUCACUGCUAAAUCUCUCAAUAUCCCAUGGUAUGUUGUUGCUGGCAACCACGACCAUGCAGGAAGUGUUCGUGCCCAGAUCCAGUACAGCAAAAUGUCUCUACGAUGGAAUUUCCCCUAUUAUUACUAUGAACUGAAGUUCCACAUCCCACACACCACUGCCACUCUGCAUGUGCUAAUGUUGGACACAGUGCUUCUUUGUGGAAACACUGAUGACUUCCAGGAUGGAACACCAAGUGGGCCUGCAAGUAGUGUGUUGGCCAACCGCCAGCUGCUGUGGCUGCAGGAACGCAUGCAGAGCUCCACAGCUGAUUUCCUGCUUGUGGCUGGUCAUUAUCCUGUCUGGUCAGUGUCCAAACAUGGGCCCACUGACUGCCUGUUGAGAAGGCUUCGCCCCUUGUUGGUGAAGUACAAAGCCACAGCUUACCUGUGUGGACAUGAUCACAACCUGCAGUAUUUCCAGGAGUCCAGUGUUGGUUAUGUUGUGAGCGGUGCUGGAAACUUCAUUGACCCAGACAUGAGGCAUAGAAACUCUGUUCCUCGAGAUUCUCUGAAGUUCUUCACAGGCAAAUCCUCUACGCUUGGUGGCUUUGCUCACAUGGAGGUUACGGAUAAAAAACUAACUGUAACCUUCAUCCAAGCAAGAGGAACUUCACUGUAUCGCACUGUGCUACCUAAACGCAACUUGUAAUUCACACGUUUUAAUUUUUAGUGCAUGCUUG